Miniopterus natalensis is the source of this 1760-nucleotide messenger RNA. It is a transcript of the gene RBMX2, whose product is annotated as RNA binding motif protein X-linked 2. Gene Ontology annotation, biological process: mRNA splicing, via spliceosome. Gene Ontology annotation, molecular function: RNA binding. The record is from RefSeq and is a predicted model, not a curated record. Lineage: Eukaryota; Metazoa; Chordata; Mammalia; Chiroptera; Miniopteridae. Gene Ontology annotation, cellular component: catalytic step 2 spliceosome; U2 snRNP; precatalytic spliceosome.
CCAUGCUGAGCGGGAAACCGCGGAGAUGAACCCUUUAACUAAAGUGAAGCUGAUCAACGAGCUGAAUGAGCGAGAGGUCCAGCUUGGGGUGGCGGAGGAGGUGUCCUGGCACUCCGAGUACAAAGACAGCGCCUGGAUCUUCCUGGGAGGACUUCCAUAUGAACUAACUGAAGGGGAUAUCAUCUGUGUGUUCUCACAAUAUGGGGAGGUUGUUAACAUUAAUCUGGUGCGAGACAAGAAGACUGGGAAAUCCAAAGGAUUCUGUUUCCUCUGCUAUGAAGACCAGAGGAGCACAAUCCUGGCUGUUGACAAUUUUAAUGGGAUCAAGAUCAAAGGAAGAACUAUCCGAGUAGAUCAUGUGUCUAACUAUCGGACUCCUAAGGACUCAGAAGAAACAGAUACUGUGACCAGAGAGCUCCAGGAAAAGGGCUGUGGGGCUCACACCCCCUCACCAAAUUCAUCUGAGGGCUCUGAAGAUGAGAAACCCACCAAAAAACACAAAAAAGACAAAAAGGAAAAAAAGAAAAGAAAGAAAGACAAAGAGAAGACUGAUCGGGAGGUACUGGCAGAGCAAAAUAAGCCAGCCUCCUCUUCAACUGCCCGAAGCAAGACGAUAAAGGAAAAGGACGACCCCGGCCCUAAAAAGCACAGUGGCAGGAACUCAGAGAGGGGUCAGAAGGCAGAGCCCAGGGAGGUUCGGAAGCGCCACCCCAGCUCCCCCGAGGUCAAGACAGCCUGCCGUGGGGGAGCAGAGGACCGGGAGAGGGAGCCGAAGAAGGAGAAGCCCAGGCACGAGCACAAGUCCUCAAGCAGGAGAGAAGAAAGAGAAGAAAAACACAGGGAUCGAGACAGGGGUCGAAGCUCAGACACAUAUUCCAGCCGGCAUGAGGGGCGUUCUGAGGGACAUAGUCACCGAAGUAGAAGUAGGAGCCGAGACAGAUCACAUAGGCCUAAAAAGGCCCGGCACUCCCGAGACCUGGACCCCUCGGAUCCCAGUGACCGCAGGCAUCACUGAAGCAGCCUGGGCAGCCGCUCACUCGAAUUGGAAAUGAACUACAUUCUAAAAAUUCAGUCAAACUCAGUUAUGCUUUUACCGUUUCUGUAUGUAGAAUCUCUGAGGUUGCAUUCUUUAAUCCCUUGAGUUAUUAGAGUUUCAAUAGCCGAAUGUCCUGGAGUUUUGAGCAGAACCCAUUGUCCCUGGGAAUAUGCUUGGCAUUUAUCAGAGUGUGUAUCCUAAAAUAUGGCCCUUGACUUUAUGACCCCAGUUAAUGAUGAGAUGCCCAGGAAAGGGGAAAUACCAGGUAAUUCUAGAAUUCUAGUCUUUGUGAUAGAUGUUUAGAACCCUUGCAGUGACCCCUCUGGUUGGCAGGGAGACCCAUGGAGUAGAGAAGUGUGGCUUGACGAGGUUUAGACUGCUGGCUGUGAAUGUGAAAAUGAUUCAUUACAUUAGCUCGCUCCCUCUCUAUCCCUUCCUGCUUCUGAAAAUUUAAAACAGCUUUUUCUUCUCUGCUGUUUUGGUUGGUAUAUGUCUCUGCAUGUUUUUUUCCUUACAAUUUAUUUAUUUAUUUACUUUUAUUGAGGUGAAAUUCAUGUAACAUAAAAGGAACCAUUUUAAAGGGAACAAUUCAGUGGCAUGUAGCCCAUUCAGUGUUGUAAAGCCACCAGCCCUGUCUAGUUCUAGAACAUUCUCAUUACCCCACUGUGAAACCCUGUACCCAGUAAACAGUUACUCCCCAUUUCCUCCUCCUCGGGCCUGGCUA